AUGCCAGACACAGAGCCUACCAACAAUACAAGUGAUGGCGGAAAUUCAAAAAAUUUAUUGCCCUACAUGACAAAAAUUGCAUCAAUGCUGAAACAGUUGGGAAUGUUGAAAAAAUCCCUUACAACGGCGCAGCUUAGUGAAUAUGAUGAGGCAGAUUUGUCCGUCCGUCUUGACUAUGUAGAGCAGAUAGGCGCCUCAUUCGAAGAGGCUCAGUCAGCAUUGGAAGAGAUGGUAACGGCCGAAAUGGAAAGUGAAGAAAGGAUGAAAUUUACCGCCUUGUAUUUGGAUGUCAAGGCCAAAUUGACUCGACAGAUGAAUUCCAUCCGUAGAUUGGAAUCAAAUCCCCGGUCUUCGACUGUGCGCCAAUUUUCUGUUGAUGGAGGUCCAUUUUCUGAAAAUUCAUCCUCGACACGCAAAACACGCCUACCAGAGAUCCAGUUGCCAAAGUUUGGUGGAGCUUAUGCUGAUUGGCCGAAUUUCUUUUCACUGUUCUCAACAAUUGUCGACAGCAGCGCAGAACUAAGUGACCUGGAAAAAUUCCAUCAUCUGCGCUCAAGCUUAACAGGUGCCGCCUUGGACACAAUUUCAUCGUUGGAGCUAAACGAAAGAAAUUAUAUAGAAGCGGUAAAAUUGUUGAAGAAUCGUUUUGAUAAUAAAUUGUUAAAUUUUCAGACCCAUAUAAAGGCCAUUUUUUCGCUGAAAGCUGUGGAAGUUUCCCCAGCCAUUGGUUUGCGCCAGCUUAGUGACAAAUUUAAUUCGCACCUGCGAGCCAUGCAGACGAUUGCCAGUAGAGACCAAAUUGCAGAUGGGCUCUUAGUAUAUUUAGCUGCCACUAAAAUGGAUAGAGAUUCCCAAAUUAAGUUGGAGGAGAGUCUGGCUGUGAAUGAAUUGCCGUCGUGGCAGUCCAUGUCAAGUUUUUUAGAGCAAAGAUGUCGUAUGCUGGAGAACUUGGAGAAUUCCGUGGUUUGUGCCGGCUCUAUUCAGCAAAACAACAAAAAGCAAUCAUUUAAAAAUCGCCACGUACAUGUGGCCUCUGGAAGCUCUUCUCCUUUGUGUGCUUUUUGUGAUUCAAUGGACCACUACAUUGUCAAUUGUCCACCUUUCAGCAAUCUCUCCCCAUCUCUUCGUUUCAAAGAGGCAAAGCGUUUGAAAUUGUGCCUCAAUUGUCUUCGGAAGGGCCAUGUGUUAAAAAAGUGCAAUUCGGGCUCUUGCAGGCAAUGCUCUUCAAAACACCACACAAUGUUGCAUAUGGACCAAACGCCGUCAGCCCAGCCAUCUGUUGUAGUGGAACCAUCUAUAUCCCAAUCAGUUCUUGUUUCGUCAGCUGAUUCAUCUGGAAGGUCAGCAACCACGGGUGGAACCGUCCUGUUGGCAACAGCUAUUGUCCUCGCCAAAAACAAGUUUGGGAAUUUUGUGCCGUGUCGAGCAAUUUUGGAUUCUGCAUCCCAGUUGAACAUGAUUGCAAAUCGUUUUGCAAAGACUCUUGGCUUAAAUUGUAAUCGAGUCUCAGCCACAGUUUACGGCAUAGGUGAUGGAAGUAUGCUGGUUGAAAAAUCUGUUGAUUUGGUUGUGAAAUCAUGCCAUAGUGAUUUCACCACUUCGUUCGCUGCCAUGGUGGUACCAAGCAUCACUGACUACAAGCCAAAAAUAAAUCUCGAUGCCUCCAACUGGAAUAUGCCCAAGAACAUUCAAUUAGCAGACCCUGCAUUUAACAAGCCGGAUCAUAUCGACAUGUUAAUUGGUGCCGAAUUGUUUUUCAAUCUGAUGUCAGUGGGGCAAAUAAAAAUUGGUGUCAACCUCCCUGUUUUACAAAAAACAUUAUUCGGCUGGGUCGUAGCAGGUGGUAGUUUUCAGCCAUGUAAAUCCUGGUCACUUGCUGUGUCGUAUUCCGAGCUUGAGGAAGAAGAAGAGAAGCUUUCAACCGUCGUCAAAUCCUUUUGGGAAAUCGAGACCAACUUUGUUUAUGAUGAAUCCAGAUCUGACAAUGAACUCUACUGCGAAAAUCAUUUUCUAACCAACUUCGUUCGUUUGCCUUCUGGGUCAUAUUCUGUUCGGCUGCCGCAAAUCGAAAGCAGGGGUGUCUCAUCACUUGGUGGUUCAUAUCAGCGUGCAUUACAACGUCUAAUGUCUUUGGAAAGAAAGUUUCGUCGGAGUCCAGAAAUAAAGGCUCAAUAUACAACUUUUAUGCGUGAGUAUGCCACAUUAAGCCAUAUGUCGUUAAUCUCGCCACAGGUACCCGAAUCGAAGUACUACUUGCCACACCACUGUGUCCACAAGUUGGACAGCACAUCGACCAAACUUAGAGUGGUUUUUGAUGGAUCGGCAAAAACCGCAACUGGGCUAUCAUUAAACGAUAUUUUGCAUUCCGGCCCUACCAUACAACCAAAGCUGUUCAAUACCUUGGUGAGGUACAGGUUCUUUAAGGUGGCCCUUAGUGGAGACAUUUGUAAAAUGUACAGGUGCGUUCGAGUGUCACACCCUGACGAUUACCUCCAAUGCAUUCUGUGGCGAGAGAACGAGGCGGAUGAUAUCAAAACCUAUAAACUGAACACAGUCACCUAUGGUACAAAACCCGCUGCAUUCCUGGCUAUCCGUGCAAUGCAUCAACUUGCAAUCGAUGAAGAAGAGAACUUUCCACUGGGUUCCAAAGUGGUUCGACGUGACUUCUACGUAGAUGACAUGCUUUCUGGUGGCAAUACCAUAGCAGAGGUCGAAGAGAUAAGGCAUCAAGUAACAGCUUUGCUUAAAAAGGGCGAAUUCUUGAUUCGCAAGUGGUGCUCCAAUGAUCCAGAUGCCCUACGGGAUGUUCCUGCAGAAGACUGUGAAACAUUGUUAAAAUUUCAUGACGGUACAGAUGUCACCAAAACUCUUGGGCUCACUUGGGAUCCCCAGAGUGAUAAUUUCAUUUUCUCUUUUACCCCCAUUGAUGACUGGAAGGUGGUGACAAAGCGGUCCAUUUUAUCUUCGAUUGCCCGCCUUUACGAUCCAUUGGGUUUGAUUGGUCCAGUCAUUACAAAGGCAAAAAUGUUUAUGCAGCAUCUGUGGAAACUCAAUCUUCAAUGGGAUGAAAGCUUGCCUCAAUCACUACAUUCAUUGUGGAUUGAAUAUAUUUCGAAAUUCGAUCUGAUGCACCGUUUCACAUUUCCACGGCAUGUUUCAAUGGCGUCGGCAUCAUUGCAGAUUCAUGGUUUCUGCGAUGCCAGCUUGGCUGCUUACGGCGCAUGUGUCUAUGUGAGGUCCCAAUUCAACAGCGUCAUUAAAUCUGAACUUCUGUGCUCUAAAUCGAGAGUUGCCCCAUUGAAGACGCUCACUGUACCAAAACUCGAACUUUCAGCUGCAUGCCUUCUAGCUGAGCUGAUUGAUACUGUGGUGAAAUCUCUAGAUUUUCACUGUGAAAUCCAUUGUUGGUCCGAUUCGAUGGUGGUGUUGUCCUGGCUUCGAGAGCUGCCAUCCAACUUCAACGUUUUCGUUGCCAAUCGAAUUUCUCGAAUUCAGUCAUAUGGGACUCGAAUUACCUGGCACUACGUUCCAACAAAACUCAAUCCAGCAGACAUCUUGUCGAGAGGUGCGACACCUGGGGAGCUACUCCAUUCAUCACUGUGGAAAGGUGGUCCAAACUUCCUGCUGAAUGAAGCAUCAAACUGGCCUGAUACUGCAAGUUAUGUGGAUGACUUACCUGAGCGUAGAAGACAUGUAUUGUUGACGACCUCUCUUACUGAUUUGUCGAUACAGUGUAAGUAUCGCAAUUCUUUUUUGAAAAUGCAACGAAUUUUUGCGUAUGUUUCUAAAUUUGUAUAUUCCAAAUUGAGUGCCCAUACCGAAGUAUUAACCCCUGACGACAUUAGAGCUGGUACUCGCCUCCUGGUUAAAAACAUUCAGCUUGUACAUUUUUCUGAGGAAUACAAGGCGUUGAAAUCAGAUAAGGAAAUUGCAUCGUCUAGCAAGUUGUAUUCGUUGGCACCUAUUAUUGAUGAGUUUGGGUUAAUUCGAGUUGGUGGGCGUCUCCAAAACUCAACCCUGGACUUUGAUGCUCGUCACCCCAUUAUUCUGCCCAAAAAGCAUCCGUUUACUGCAUCAAUGGUGAUGCAUUUUCAUCACAAGCUACUUCAUGCCGGAGCUCAGUGUUUGCUGGCUGCAAUUCGACAGCAAUUUUGGCCAAUUGGAGGACGAAAGCUGAUAGCUUCCAUUAUUUCGAAGUGUGUCCGAUGUUUUAGAAUGAAGCCGAAAUUGCUCCAAAACGUCAUGGGAAAUUUGCCUUCAGACCGAGUAAGGCCAAAUAGAGCCUUUCAUACAACUGGAAUCGAUUUUUGUGGGCCAUUCUUUUACAAGUCGGAGGUGAAGAGCCGCCCUCCUGUGAAAUGCUAUAUUUGCAUAUUUAUUUGCUUUUCAACAAAGGCAACCCAUCUCGAGGUUGUCCAGGAUUUAUCAACACCUUCAUUUUUGUGCUCGCUUCGACGCUUCGUUGCCACGAGAGGCAAACCCAAAACGAUUUGGUCAGACAAUGCAUCAAAUUUUGUGGGCGCAAAAAAUGAGUUGGAUGAAUUAAAGCAGAUGUUUUCGAGGCAAUCACAUCUAAAUGCCAUUCAUGAUCAAUGUCUUGAUGAUGGCAUUGAUUGGAAAUUUAUUCCACCCAGAUCCCCACAUUUUGGUGGCCUCUGGGAAGCGGCUGUAAAGUCUGCUAAAUUCCAUUUUUAUCGAGCAGUUGGCCUAAACAAACUUACUUUCGACGAGCUACGCACACUAGUCUGCCAAAUUUCUGCAAUCUUAAACUCUCGUCCAUUGUGCCCGCUCUCCGAGGACCCUGAGGACCUAGAUGUAUUGACGCCAGGCCAUUUUUUAGUGGGUGGUCCACUUAUUUCAAUACCCGAGCCGAAUAUGUCAUGGAUAAAUUUCGGUCGUCUCAACAGUUGGCAAAAGGUAUCGGAAUUGCAACAGAUUUUUUGGAGAAAGUGGAGUACGUCCUACCUAACGCUGCUACAAGAGAGAUCCAAAUGGCAGGCUCAAAGUGACAAUAUAUCUGUUGGUGCCAUGGUCGUAAUAAAAGAUGAAAAUUUGCCCCCACUAAAGUGGCAAAUGGGACGAGUGGAGGAAACUAUAAAGGGCGAAGACGGAAUAGUUCGAGUGGUGAAUGUUCGAACAAGUAGCGGAAUCUUUAAGCGAGCCAUAACCAAACUAGCCGUACUGCCGAUAAGUGAAUCAGUUGAAGCCCCAAGACCUUCAACGGGGGGAGGAUGUUAA
Stomoxys calcitrans (stable fly) is the source of this 5238-nucleotide messenger RNA. RefSeq lists its product as uncharacterized. The transcript has a single exon. The record is from RefSeq and is a predicted model, not a curated record. Gene Ontology annotation, biological process: DNA integration. The coding region runs from base 1 to 5238 and encodes 1745 amino acids. Gene Ontology annotation, molecular function: nucleic acid binding. Lineage: Eukaryota; Metazoa; Arthropoda; Insecta; Diptera; Muscidae.